UCACGGACCUAUUGCCUGCUUCUUAAAGUGGUGAUGCCCUUGUACUUUCGAGCAAUCAGUGCGUAUUAAUGAUUUCCUUUUUUCCUACUGCAGUAGAAAACUGUUAAAGUGAAUCAAUUCCCGUCAGUCUAGAGUUCUAAUGUUGAAAGGAAGACUUGCUGGGGACAGAAGUCCACUGUUGUGCAUUUUUCUCAGUGCCGUGGCCUGUUGGGAGGCAGAGAGGAUGAGCUGUCCUGUGUUGAAAUGCAUCACAAGGCCUUGAUGAUUAAAAUAAGAAAGCACUUCAAUUUACGGAGUGAAUGUCAUGGAAGACAAAAUGGCCUCCAUUAAAGAAGAGGAUUGUGACUGGAGCUCUGCCCAAUAUGCACAUGAGGGUUUCAGUGGGAAUGAGGACUCUGAUGAGCGAAUCUAUGUUUCUAGACAGAAGGAGGAGGCUGUGAGCAUUAAAGCAGAGGAUUGUGAGCAGUACACUAUUACCCCUGACAUACAACACCAUGCAACUUUAAAUGUUUCCAAGGAAGAUGUGUCUCCAGAAAAUGACUUGUUACCACCAUUGGAUUCGGCUUACAAAACAGAAAUGUCUAAUUUGGGGUGCAAGGAGAGAAGGAAACAUUCUCUUAAGCUGAAACUUGAAGACAAAGAAAUGAAAAUGAAACGAGAAUCGAGUGCACCACCUCUUGGAUUAUGCUUGCAAGAGGAUGGCAGCUGUUACUCACUUCAGUGUAGACAUCAGGAGAAGCAGCAAAUUGAAGAUGGGAAGAAGCUGACAGAGAGUCUGAGGCCAUCUUCUUUUCAUGUUGGGAAGUCAACAGGGUUAGGUGCCACCAGUGCUCGAGAACAAAUGCAAAAUAGUGAAUCCCUUGCUUUAGAUGUCUGCCAAGAAAAUGAGAAAAGUUCAACCUCCAAAUCUGAUUGUAAAGAUCACGGAAGUGUUCAUGUAGCAGGAAAGCCUUUCUGCUGUUCUGAAUGUGGUAAGCGAUUCUCGCAAACUCGAAAUCUUAAGACCCACUUAAGAAUUCACACCGGUGAGAAGCCGUAUUGCUGUGCUGAAUGUGGUAAACAAUUUUCCUACAGUAACAAUUAUCAGAGACACAGAAAAAUGCAUACUGGAGAGAAGCCAUAUUGUUGUACUGAUUGUGGCAAACUGUUUUCAAAGUCUAGUGAUCUUCAAAUACACACAAGAAUUCAUACUAGAGAAAAGCCGUAUCCCUGUUCUGAAUGUGGAAGAAGAUUUGCACACAUCAGUAAUCUUAAGUCACAUGCAACAGUUCAUACUGGGGAGAAGCCAUUUUGCUGUUCAGACUGCAGCAAACGAUUUUCCCUGCUUGGUGAGCUAAAAAAGCACAAGCGGAUACACACAGGUGUGAAACCACAUUGUUGUGCUGAAUGUGGGAAACGAUUCUUAAAGGCAAGCAAUCUUAAAGUACACUCAAGAGUUCACAAUGGAGAAAAAACACACUUCUGUUCUAACUGUGGUAAGCGAUUCUCACAUGCAAGUGAUGUUCAGAGACAUAUGAAAAUUCAUACUGGGGAAAAACCAUAUGGCUGUUUUGAAUGUGGCAAACAGUUUUCAACUAUCAGUUAUGUUACAAGGCACAUAAAGAUACACACCGGAGAGAAGCCAUAUAGCUGUUCUGAAUGUGGUAAACAAUUCUCGAUAAUAGGAAAUCUUCGAAGACACACAAAAAUUCAUGCCAGAGAGAAGCUUCAUCCUGCUCAGAAUGUGGCAAACAAUUCUCGGAUAUAUAGGGUGGUCCAGAUCUAAUUAUGCAAUUUACA
Molecule: messenger RNA, 1779 nt
Organism: Polypterus senegalus (gray bichir)
Lineage: Eukaryota; Metazoa; Chordata; Cladistia; Polypteriformes; Polypteridae
Product: zinc finger protein OZF-like
Exons: 3
Coding region: 305-1765 (486 amino acids)
Biological process (GO): regulation of cytokine production; negative regulation of transcription by RNA polymerase II; regulation of immune system process
Source: RefSeq, a predicted model, not a curated record